Messenger RNA from Paramormyrops kingsleyae, 1772 nucleotides. Its product is annotated as elongation factor 1-alpha 2. The record is from RefSeq and is a predicted model, not a curated record. Gene Ontology annotation, biological process: translational elongation. Gene Ontology annotation, molecular function: translation elongation factor activity; GTPase activity; GTP binding. NCBI's taxonomy places the organism in Eukaryota, Metazoa, Chordata, Actinopteri, Osteoglossiformes, Mormyridae.
UGCGCAGCGGAACCAAUACCCUCACCCCCUCCAAGAAACAUAAAACUGCCUGGGUCACAUCGAAUAGUCUGUGCUGUCUGAGGUUGCAGCCACAGAGGUUUGGUUACGCUCCGUCCCCCCUUGGCCUGUCCCCGGCGUCAGACAAUGGGGAAGGAGAAGAUCCACAUCAACAUUGUGGUCAUAGGCCAUGUGGACUCUGGGAAAUCUACCACCACUGGGCACCUGAUCUAUAAGUGUGGUGGCAUCGACAAGAGGACCAUCGAAAAGUUUGAGAAGGAAGCUGCUGAGAUGGGUAAAGGCUCCUUCAAGUACGCCUGGGUCCUGGACAAGCUGAAGGCGGAGAGGGAGCGGGGGAUCACCAUCGAUAUCUCCCUCUGGAAGUUUGAGACAACCAAGUACUACAUCACCAUCAUCGACGCACCGGGGCACAGAGACUUCAUCAAGAACAUGAUCACUGGAACCUCCCAGGCAGACUGCGCUGUGCUGAUUGUGGCCGCUGGAGUCGGCGAGUUCGAGGCGGGGAUCUCCAAGAACGGCCAGACGAGGGAGCACGCCCUGCUAGCCUACACGCUAGGCGUCAAGCAGCUCAUCGUCGGGGUCAACAAGAUGGACUCCACUGAGCCGCCCUACAGUGAGAAGCGCUACGACGAGAUCGUGAAGGAGGUCAGCGCCUACAUCAAGAAGAUCGGGUACAACCCCUCCUGCGUGCCCUUCGUGCCCAUCUCUGGUUGGCAUGGCGACAACAUGUUGGAGCCCUCCCCCAAUAUGCCGUGGUUUAAGGGAUGGAAGCUGGAACGGAAAGAGCAUCAUGCCAGCGGGGUGAGCCUGCUUGAGGCUCUGGACACCAUCAUGCCACCAACACGGCCCACAGACAAGCCCCUGCGCCUGCCACUGCAGGACGUCUACAAGAUCGGAGGAAUCGGAACGGUGCCCGUAGGGCGUGUGGAGACGGGGAUCCUCCGGCCCAGCAUGGUCGUCACCUUUGCCCCAGUAAAUAUCACCACUGAGGUGAAGUCGGUGGAGAUGCACCACGAGGCUCUCAGCGAAGCUCUUCCGGGCGACAACGUCGGCUUCAACGUGAAGAAUGUAUCCGUGAAAGACAUUCGGCGGGGGAAUGUGUGUGGAGACAGCAGGUCAGACCCUCCCCAGGAGGCCUCUGGCUUCACGGCUCAGGUGAUCAUCCUAAACCAUCCGGGACAAAUCAGCGUGGGUUACUCCCCAGUCAUCGACUGCCACACGGCCCACAUCGCCUGCAAGUUCGCUGAGCUCAAGGAAAAGAUCGACCGCCGCUCUGGCAAAAAGCUGGAGGACAACCCCAAGACGCUCAAGUCGGGGGAUGCUGCCAUCGUGGAUAUGGUGCCCGGCAAGCCCAUGUGCGUAGAGAGCUUCUCCAAGUACCCGCCCUUAGGUCGUUUCGCUGUCAGGGACAUGCGGCAGACGGUUGCUGUGGGAGUCAUUAAGAAUGUCGAGAAGAAGACGGGCAGUGCUGGCAAGGUGACCAAGUCGGCCCAAAAGGCUCAGAAGGCCGGCAAGUGAAUUGAGCUGCACCACAAUCUGAACACCUUGGCUUGGGCUCUCCAGCCCCCCAACUGAACUACAGCGCCACCCUGCACUGGGCAUGCCCACACAUGUGCUUGUAACACACUACUUGUCAACGACUGGAUGCUACUGACUAAGGUGCAAUCGAAGUCCAGUAAGAGAUAAAGCAUGUUCCAACAUUUGUAAAUUAAAUAGUGACCUUUGCCAUUAAACUGGUACAACUGCUACUCCAA